GUUUAUAUACAGAGAGAGAGAGAGAAAUUGAGAAAGAGAUUAUUGUAAUCUUAUUCACUUCUUGAUGAGAUUCAGGUUCCACAACUUUAUUUAUUUUUCCUCCUUCAACUUCAUUUGGAUUACUUUUCUACCAGGACAUUUCUGAAGUCUGUACUUUGGACUUUCAAGUACAGCUUCAAAGUUUUCACUAGAGCCUACAGGAGUUUGUUGCUUGAAUCCCAGCUGUGCACCAGAGUCUGAAACCCCAUCAUGUCACAUCCACAAUACCUUCCUCCCUUGGAACGCGUAGCAAUAUGCGGGGGCACUCAUGGGAAUGAAAUGUCAGGUGUUUAUCUAGUCAAGCACUGGCUACGGGAUCCAUCUGAGUUGCAACGCAGCACCUUUCGGGUCACACCUUUUGUGGGAAACCCACGUGCAGUCGAGCAGUGUGUCCGCUACACUGGGAGGGAUCUUAAUCGUACGUUCGCUGCAGCUUUUCUAGAUACCAAGGCUUCAGAUUCAGACCUUCAUGAGAUUCAACGUGCUCAGGAGAUCAACCAGAUCUUUGGACCCAAAGGCUCAUCUGAAGCCUAUGACUUUAUGUUAGACCUACACAACACCACAGCCAACAUGGGAUCCUGCCUCUUACUGAAGUCUGAAUUUAGCCUGUUGUCCAUACACAUGUGUAACUACAUCCAGAAGCACUGUACAGUGAGACAUUGUCCCAUCUUAAUCUGUCAACCACCUGGAGAGGAGGCUACUUUCAUGAUGUCAGUGGCUAAACACGGUCUAGCAUUAGAGUUGGGUCCACAACCCCAGGGAGUGGCACGAGCUGACCAGCUUGCUAAGAUGAGAACAAUUGUGGCCUGUGCUUUGGACUUCAUUGAGCUUUUUAACAAAGGCACCUUGUUCCCAGCCUUUGAAAUUGAGGCCUACAGACCAGUUGAACGGAAGGACUUCCCCCGUUAUCCCAAUGGGGAGAUUUCUGCUGUAAUACAUCCAAAUCUACAG
Molecule: messenger RNA, 990 nt
Organism: Thamnophis sirtalis
Lineage: Eukaryota; Metazoa; Chordata; Lepidosauria; Squamata; Natricidae
Source: RefSeq, a predicted model, not a curated record